AUGUCGGUGCCGUUUGAUAUGUUAUUGCAUCCGGAGCUUUUAAGUAAUGAGCAGUUAAUAAGAGUUAUCCAAGAGAGGCAUUUACGAGUGCCAAACAUGGGUCUUUUGCAAAGAGAUGAACUAUUGGAUAUAUUUCAUCACUAUUGCUUGCCUCACGGGCAAAGAAAAUACAGAGAUUCCGGUCGAGGUAAAAUACUAAACAAAUCGCGCCAACAGAGUCCUGAGCCGGUAAAAAAGUUAAAUAUCAUGAAUAAUCAAGAGGGUAAGGUUUACAAAGGUAACCCAGGCUGUGAUAGACUGAAACCACCGCCAGAUUGCCACUCUAGUCACACAAAGAGGAUUAGACUUGAAACUACAAUAUCACCCAUAACAAAUACAAGCUUCCCCAAUUGUAAUAAAAGGAAAAUAUGUGCUGAUUCCACAACUACAACAGACAGUCCGCCAUCAAAGAAAGAAAGGAAACCGAUAACAUAUCCAUAA
Messenger RNA from Spodoptera littoralis (African cotton leafworm), 480 nucleotides. The record is from the annotation of a GenBank genome assembly. Lineage: Eukaryota; Metazoa; Arthropoda; Insecta; Lepidoptera; Noctuidae.